Molecule: messenger RNA, 1716 nt
Organism: Aspergillus affinis
Lineage: Eukaryota; Fungi; Ascomycota; Eurotiomycetes; Eurotiales; Aspergillaceae
Product: PTR2-domain-containing protein
Exons: 4
Coding region: 1-1716 (571 amino acids)
Molecular function (GO): FAD binding; D-amino-acid oxidase activity
Source: RefSeq, a predicted model, not a curated record
AUGCAAUUGCCUGGAACGAAGCAAACUCAGGUUGAUAGCACCGUUGCGUCGAAUCCCGUGGGAUUUGGAGUACCUCGGUGUCUGGGGUGGAUAGCUCCGGAAAGCUCUGAGCUAGACGUGAUCGAGCUGGUCUACGAAUACCCACAGGCCACAACGCAACGUCCCGUCUCCCUUCACACGCUCCUCCAGCGCCUACAAUCAAGCGAUCGUCCCUCCCUCAGCGCUCGAUUCAAGCUAGCGCUCCGCUUGGCUCACUAUUACGCCAGCUUCAUCUCCGUCGGGUAUUUCCACAGAGGUUUGCACAGUCAUAACGUCUUCUUCUUUAACGAUACGCUCGACCCGUAUAUCGUUGGAUGCGCGGAGUCCCGGCCGGUGAUCAUUUCCCAACAUUCGUCUCUCCUCUCAGAUGUGAUCGAGGAUCGAGAGCUGUACGUGCCUUGGGAGACGGUUAUGGCGAUGGAGGAGACUGAUCCUUCGAAGCGGACACGCUGGAGUGCGGCCGCAGACAUCUACGGCCUGGGAGUAAUACUCGUAGAGAUUGGGAGGUGGAGCUGCGCAAAAAAGACCUGGGACGCGGCGAGCUUGUAUGACUUUCAUCAAACUAUUCUGAGAUUCUCCCUCGCUUGGUCGAUGAACUCGGGUACCAGGUGGGAGACAUAUAUCGAGAAGUGGUACGGGCCUGUCUCACGCGCAGGUAUCAUCGGCUUAAGCGUCGCUGUGGAAUUAUCCAAACGUGGCUACGGCCCACAUGUCACGGUGGUAGCGGAGCAUCUUCCAGGCGAUAAAACUAUUCAUUACACGUCGCCUUGGGCUGGCGGAAACUUCUCUGGUAUCUCCGGCAGCGAUAAAAAUGCCCUGCAUUGGGAUCGACUAGGUUAUUUGACCAUGAUGGACUUGGGGGAUAGAGGUGCCGAAGAGGCGAAAUAUCUCUCGAAGACGGCGUCGACAGAGUAUUGGGAUGAGAUGCCCUCGAAGGAUAAGAUUCAGAGUAUUGUGGAGUAUCUGCGUGAUCCCGUUCAAAUUCCCAAGAGCGAGCUCCCAGACGGAGUGUCCUUCGGCAUCCGAUUCACCACAAUCACAAUCAACGCACCAGCCCACUGCCAGCACCUCCAGAACCUCUUGUCCAAGCCGCAAUCCGGAGGCGUGCGCUUCGAGCGCCGCAAAAUCGCCUCCCUAGCCGACGCAUUCCUCUCGCCGGCGACAAAAAUCGUCUUCAACUGUAUCGGCAACGCGGCUGCCUCGUUUCCCGGCGUGAUGGACUCCAAAUGUUAUCCGACCCGCGGACAGAUCGUCCUGGUCAAGGCGCCUUCUGUCAGGCAGAAUAUCAUGCGUCAUGGAAAGGAUUACGAGACGUAUGUCAUUCCAAGGCCGCUCUCUGAUAGCACGGUCGUUCUGGGUGGAUACCUGCAGAAAGGCAACUCGGAUAGUCAGGUCAGGUCGCAUGAGACGGAGUCGAUUCUGAAGAGGACUGGGGAGUUACUGCCGGUGCUGAAGAAUGGGGAGACGCAGAUCCUGGGAGAGGCGGUGGGAUUUCGGCCGUCAAGGGAAGGUGGAGCGAGAGUGGAAUUGGAGCAGAUGAAGGAUGGAGGAAAGAUCGUGGUGCAUAAUUAUGGCGCUGGAGGGACAGGGUUUCAGGCUGGGUUGGGGAUGGCGAAGGAUGCGGUGGAUUUGGCCGAUGGGAAGUUGAGAGAGAUCAAGGGGAAGAGCCGACUGUGA